UUUGCAAAAUAAUUAAAUAUUUUCUCAAGAAGAAAAUUAAUUAACAUACGAAGUAUAUAUGAUCCAAAGUAGAGCAUCUGAAUUUGUAAUAAACUUUCCUUCAUCAUUCCUAACAAUCAUGACACCUUUCUCUAGUAUUAGCAUGUUCUUGCUACUCUUAUCCUUUACCACCACAUCCAAUGCUCAGCUAGGUCUAUCUACAGACUUUUACGGUACAACAUGCCCUGAUUUCGAAACAGUUGUUAAAAUCAUCGUUGGUAAUGUCGUCUCCAGUGAGCCUCGCAUGGGUGCUUCCUUGCUUCGUCUUCAUUUCCAUGAUUGCUUUGUUGGCGGAUGCGAUGCAUCAGUGUUAUUGGAUGUGAUAGGUGGUGAGAAAGAGUCCGAGCACAACAUGAACUCUUUACGAGGAUUCGAUGUAAUAGAUUCCAUCAAACAACAAGUUGAAGUCAUUUGUCCAGGGGUGGUUUCUUGCGCUGAUAUAUUGGCACUCAGUGCUAAAGAAUCUGUUGUUGCGCUUGGCGGUCCAAGCUGGAGUGUUGAGUUUGGGAGAACAGACACAAUUUCGAAUCCAAGCGCAGCGGCGGCUAAUGCUGAACUUCCAUUCGCUACAGAUGACCUCCCUGCGAUGAUCUCCUUAUUCUCUUCCAAUGGUUUCUCCGUAAAAGAUUUGGUUGCCCUAUCAGGUGGUCACACAAUAGGGGUAGCUAGGUGUGUGCGCUUCCGUGAUCGUGCCUACACAGAGAGAAACAUCCUUCCUGCCUUUGCACAAUUUUUGCAAAACAUAUGCCCUAUUGAUGCUAGUGGUGACAACAACCUUGGUCCGUUUGACGUUCGAAGUCACAACGUAUUUAAUAAUGAUUACUUUUUAGGUUUAACCAACUUUGAGGGUCUACUUCACACAGACCAAUUGCUAUUUACUGGAAGUGGAACCGAAACUGAUAUUCUUGUUCAAAUGUAUGCAAAUAAUGAGGGACUUUUCUUUGCUGAUUUUGCUGCUGCAAUUUUUAAGAUGAGCAGGCUUGGUAUUGAAAUUGCUGGUACUGGGGUGAUUCGCAAAAAUUGUAGGUUUCCUAAUUAAGGACUCAUUUUUUAUCUUUAUCUGUAAUUGGGUUGGUUUGCUAAUUGUUGCCUCUCUUCAUUUGUGAGAUACAGAUU
Molecule: messenger RNA, 1155 nt
Organism: Spinacia oleracea (spinach)
Lineage: Eukaryota; Viridiplantae; Streptophyta; Magnoliopsida; Caryophyllales; Amaranthaceae
Product: peroxidase P7-like
Exons: 4
Coding region: 59-1078 (339 amino acids)
Biological process (GO): hydrogen peroxide catabolic process; response to oxidative stress
Molecular function (GO): heme binding; peroxidase activity
Source: RefSeq, a predicted model, not a curated record